Messenger RNA from Chondrus crispus (carragheen), 813 nucleotides. RefSeq lists its product as hypothetical. Lineage: Eukaryota; Rhodophyta; Florideophyceae; Gigartinales; Gigartinaceae. The record is from RefSeq and is a predicted model, not a curated record. Bases 1 to 813 code for a protein of 270 amino acids. The transcript has a single exon.
AUGACGCUUACCAUGUGUUUCGCGCUCCCUCCUUCGACCCCUGCUCUUAAGCGCUCACGUCCACGUCCUUUGAGGUCUCCCAACCCCCCCACCUGUAUUCUCAGACCUGCCAAGUCCGCCGCCCUCUCCCUCUCUGCUGCUGUAGCCGCGACGCUUCUUCUCGCUGCGCCUUCAUCUCCAAAAACAGUUCUUUCCUCUAACACGAUUUUGCGACGGUACGUCGCUACCGAUUCGGAUGCCAUUUUGCGCUACGCCCUGCCAUUGCCCUCUGAAAGAACUGGAGAGGCAAACCCUCCUACUAUACGGCGUGCGCAGGAGCUUCUCGAACGACUUGGUGUCGAUGUCCGCGCUCGAGGCGCCGCAGGGUUAAUUGCAGGGAGGAGGGACCUUACAAAGCUACGCACUUUGCUUUUAAACGAAAGAUUGGACAUCUUGUUAGGCGUUCCGGCGAAGAAACGCACUGCAGCAGCAGAGUAUCUGUCUAGUAUGGAAAAAAAUAUUGCUCGAAUUGAAGGAGAACUCGGUUUACCCAGCGUUUCCCCAGGUUUCGGAGCGGCAUCGGUGUUUCCCAAGCAAAUCAUCGCUGUUACUGACACGAUUCAAGAUGUCGUCGAGAGCAGAAAUAGCAUGUCGAAGAGAACCAAUUUUGAUGGUAAGCGUUUCCUCUCAAUAUGUACGGGUUUUUUAGAUAAGCCUGUCCCCGGGUUGUUCGGUGAACUAACAACAAUGAGUUUGAUAACUUUCUCUUUGCACCAUACAUCUUCACGGAUUGUCAGCUGGGUACGUAGACGCGUUGAGAAGAGAUGCACUUGA